CUGACCGACCUUCACCGCCCGGGCGGGGGGGCGAUAAAAGGGCCCCGCGGCGGCGCGCGGCGCUCCCGCUUCCUGCCCUUGCACCGCAGCGGACACGGUCCGGGCCGAUGGUGGGAGGCAGCCCCCGGCGGAGCCCGGCCGCACGCCAUGCCCUGGAGCGUCCGCUGGGUCGGCGGCUGCGGCGCCCAGUCCCAGAAGCAGUGCAAGAAAUCAUCCUUCGCCUUCUACCAGGCGGUGAGGGACUUGCUGCCCGUCUGGUUCCUGGAGGACAUGCGGACCAUGGAGGUCUUCCACUGGGAAGACGGGGGCAAGGUGAGCGUGUACUCGCCCUCGGAGGCGUUGCUCUACGCGCUGGUGCACGACCACCAGCCCUACGCCCGGCACCUGCUCACUAAGUUCCCCCAGAGUGCCCUGGCCGUGCCCAGCCAAAGCUUCAGCUGCUGCCAGGCAGCCCCGCACCUGGCCAUGGCCGUCCGCUACAACCGCGUCCGGGUGCUCUUCCGAAUCCUCAAGGCCAUCCAAGCCUUGCCCCCGAGUGACAGAGCCGGCCACCUGGACCGCCAGGGCUGCAGCCGCGUGGAGGGCGGCAAGACAGCCUUGCACAUGGCCUGCGAACUGGUGCGGCCCGAGUGCCUGCUCCUGCUGCUGGGGCACGGCGCGUCGCCCUGCCUGCAGGACAGUGCUGGGAACACCCCCCUCGACACCCUGCUGCAGCAGAUCUCCCACGUGCCGGCAGCUAACAUGCGUGCCAAGCUCCUCUGCCUCGACUGCCUCUUCUUCUUCGUGCCUCAGGACCUCAAGUUUGCAAUGAAACAGCAACUGUUGGACAACCGGCAGCAGUGGCAGGACCUCCUGGGGGAGAACAGGUUCCAGUGCCUGGUGGGCUUAGCUCCCCCAUCGCUGUUUGUUGGAGCCAUGCGUGUCUUGAUCAGGACCAUUUCACCUGAGCACUUCCCAGAGGCUCUGGACAAUCUGCCUCUGCCUCAUUUUCUAAAGCCUUUGGACUUGAAACUGGAGAGCUAGAGGGGUGGUAUGAGGGCCUCCCGCUCACCUGACAGAAAUAGACUUGUGCUAAAAAUGUAUCAGUAUACAAAGCUGCUAAUGCAGUGGCCAAGUGUCUGUUUUACUGAGAACAGUAUUUUUUAAAAGCAUUGUAUCUGGCACUUUACAAUAUAUUUUAUUUAAAGAUCCUUGUGGUGAGGUGAGGGCUUAUAAAGACGUUCUAUGGCAUGUACAAAUGAGGGUAUGUGGAAGAACAUAUUUGUAAAUACAUCGAAUAAACCAGUGGCAGAUGUGAUCAAAAUACAAAUCAAGCAGCUGAAAACCCUGGAGUGGCAUGUGCCUUGGAAAAGCAUGUGCAGGGUGGGGGAGUAUCUUUUUGUUAGGAUUUCCCUGUUACAUAAGCCUUGCCGUCCUGGAACAGGAUGACUCCUUUUUUACAGCUCUCCUAAUACAUCUUGGCAGAGAUGCGGGGAUUUUUUAAAGGCACAGAUGAAAACUUCCUUGUCUUGUACACAAGACCAAAGAGAAGCCAGAUACUGUUAAAACUUCCCUAAACAAGGCUGGCAAGGAUGUGCAUCUGAACAAAAUGUAUUUUAAAAUAUGCAUAAAUAACAGUUGGCUUCCUUGUAAAGUUGUCUCUGUUCCCCUUGGAGGGCCAAGGUGUUUGUUGUCAGGCAGACAGAGAUGGAGCACGCACAUUGCUGUGGCCAAAAAUGUACUUGCCUUGGCAGCCCCUCAGUGUGAUUGCUGCAAGGUGAGGAGGGUAGCUCAGAGCAGGAGGGUCAGCCUGCUAUUCCCAGAGGGAUGUAAGGACAUAUGACAGUUAGCCCAGGAUCCUAGAUCAUGGCUUUUUUCAGUGGAGUCUGGCCACUCCAGUGCCACUCCCCAUCAGUGUGUGAUGGCUCAGGUUCAGCUGAGAGCACCAUGGCAGUCUUGGUGUGCACUCUGGUUACCAGAUCAGUAGCUUAGAUAUCCAGCCUUUCCCCAGCUAUCCCUUCUGAGAUACUCCAAGGUACAAACAACAUCCUCACAGCUGCUCCAUAUCAAAAAGCCCUUUCUGAGUAAUGUCCCGCUUCUAGCGCUUCUGUUUUGACCAGGCAAAGGAUACAGCUUUGCUGUGCAACCUUUACUCUCCAGCAUUCCAGGCACUCUGGGUGUAACUGGCACUGCCCCUGCGUGCUCUGCAGGGAGCUGUGCUGGCUCCACCAGCCCUGCAAUGAUAGUGAUCUCCUGGGCCGCAGCGCUGGAGCCUUGGCUCUGUUCUUGGAAGUUAUCGUUGAAACGGUAGGGUUUUGUUUCACUGCUUAAAUUCAUAGCCAGGAAGUUGUUUGCCACUUGAACUAUUUCAGCACUGCUGUUCCCUCUAGGGUCAUCAAGGAAUUGAUGUUUUUAGUAGAGAAGAGCCAUGUUCAAGGCACAUGAACUUAAUUUUGGUUAAGGAACAAAAAAGAAAACCAUAGAAUUAGAUGCUAUAAGCUGUUAGUGUUUCAUCAGAACAGAGUGGUAUUUCAUCUAAAAUAAUCACUCUACUGCAUGCACAGUAAAAGAUAAACCAUACUUCUGAAAUUUGAGAAGAAACAGAAAGAAGAUUGCUAUUCUUAGGCUGAUAGCACUGAAAAUAUUUCCUAGAAGAGAAAGUGUUCCUUUUUCCUAAGAAACCAAGCUGAUACAUGCUCAAACCCAUUACCAUGGGAAAUUAAAAUUCUUUGCUGGAAAAUAUGGAACAAUUCUAACUGCUCUCUUCAGCUACCUUGUUGAUUAUAAAAAUACAGAAAUUCGGAGAAUUAAUCCUAAUCUUCUAAAUCUAGCCACUUAAAAAAAAAAAAAUAUCUAUGUUGCUACAUUCUUUA
Molecule: messenger RNA, 2852 nt
Organism: Corvus hawaiiensis (hawaiian crow)
Lineage: Eukaryota; Metazoa; Chordata; Aves; Passeriformes; Corvidae
Gene: ANKRD9
Product: ankyrin repeat domain 9
Exons: 2
Coding region: 148-1023 (291 amino acids)
Molecular function (GO): protein binding
Source: RefSeq, a predicted model, not a curated record